AUGGCCAAGUGGGGACACGGGGAUCCGCGCUGGAUCGUGGAGGAGAGGGCUGACGGGACCAACGUAAACAACUGGCACUGGACAGAGCGGGACGCAACCAACUGGUCAAAGGGGAAGCUGCAGGAGCUCCUGGUGGGGGUCAUGGUGGAAGAUGAGGUUGGCCGCUGUGAGAUCAGUGACCUGAAGCAGGUGGAAGGGGAGGCCUCCUGCAGCAGCCGCAAGGGAAAGCUGAUUUUCUUCUAUGAGUGGAACAUCAAGCUGAGCUGGAAAGGUACAAUCAAGGAAUCUGGUGCAAAGCAUAGAGGAUCGGUUGAAAUACCCCACCUCUCUGAAGAAAAUGACGUGGACGAUACGGAGGUAAAUGUGAGUAAAAAGAAAGGAGAUGGAGAUUCACUGAAGGAUCUUAUGAAAACGGCUGGGGUGGCCAAGGUCCGAGAAGCCCUUGAAAAUUACCUGAAAGCCCUGAAGACAGAAUUUACAACAGGAAUGAUUUUACCAACAAAGACUGCACCUACUCAGGAACUGACUGCAAAAAGAAAAUUGAGUGGACAUCCUUUUCAGGAUUCGGUAUCUCCAAUGGCUCCGGAAGCAGUAGGCGUGAGGAUUCCAACAGUGACAAUACAGAUGAGGGAGAUGUUCAACACGGCAGUAGAACAGCUGUAUAGCAUCUUCACCAGUAAGGAUUUGGUGCAAAAGUUUUCUAAAUCUUCUGCUGUGAUAAAAGCUGAAAAAGGAGGCAAAUUCCAGAUGUUUGAUGGGAAUGUUACUGGUGAAUACCUAGAACUGUUAUCCAAUAAAAGGAUUGUUAUGAAGUGGCGAUGUAAGAGCUGGCCAGAGGAACAUUAUGCAACUGUUGCACUGAAUUUUGUGCCUGUGGUAGGACAAACAGAGUUACAGCUAAACUGCAAAGGAGUUCCAGUUUGUAAAGAAGAAAGUACAAGACAGUGCUGGGAGAAGCAGCAUUUUGAAGAAAUAAAGAGGCUUACUGUAGCUUUUGGCAACCCUGAACAGUUGAAUUAGCUAGAAGACAUUUUAUAAGGGCAUUACACUU
Messenger RNA from Trichosurus vulpecula (common brushtail), 1051 nucleotides. RefSeq names its product activator of 90 kDa heat shock protein ATPase homolog 2-like. The transcript has 9 exons. The record is from RefSeq and is a predicted model, not a curated record. Gene Ontology annotation, molecular function: ATPase activator activity; protein-folding chaperone binding. Gene Ontology annotation, cellular component: cytosol. Bases 1 to 1020 code for a protein of 339 amino acids. Gene Ontology annotation, biological process: protein folding; positive regulation of ATP-dependent activity. NCBI's taxonomy places the organism in Eukaryota, Metazoa, Chordata, Mammalia, Diprotodontia, Phalangeridae.